UUCGCAGCAGCACGACAUUAGCCUUCUGUCCCUUUUCCCAAGUAGUAGCCGUGAUGACUCAAAAUGACAACAUUUCGCGCCAUAUUCAAAACAUUCCAGCUUUUUCCCAUAUCACUCACCACUCAAACUGUGAAUUUAUCUGCCACUCUUACAAAGCAAUCAAAAUCCUUCAUGGACAUUGCAGAAAAUUUUAAACGUAGUACCACAUUCUCUGGUAAUUACAUUUCUGUCCUCUGUGAUCACUUAAAGAACCAAAGAUUGCAAGAAGCACGAGCCCUUUUUGAUAAAAUUCCGUUUUCUAAUGUCCGUUUGUUGACAAAAAUGAUUUCUUGCUAUGUAGAAAAUUGUAGACUGGAAGAAGCAUUGAAACUGUUCGAUAAAAUGCCUGAUAAAGACACAGUCCUGUGGAAUUUAAUGAUAAAGGGGUGCAUAGAUUGGGGGAAUUUGGAGAUGGGUUUGAGGCUUUUCAGUGAAAUGCCUGAAAAGAAUGUGGUUUCUUGUACUACAGUGAUGAACGGCUUAUUGAAGUUUGGGAGGGUCGAAGAGGCUAAGAGGUUGUUUGAGGAGAUGCCGGUGAGGGAUAUAGCAGCAUGGAAUGCGAUGAUUCAUGGAUAUUUUGAGAAUGGGAGAGUGGAGGAGGCUUUGACGUUGUUUGAUGGUAUGCCUAAUAGGAAUGUGAUCUCAUGGACUUCAAUAAUUAGUGGGUUAGGUCAACAUGGAAGGAAUUGUGAGGCUUUAUCAAUUUUUUGGAAGAUGGUGGGGUUGGGGAUGAGGCCUACUUCAAGUACUUUUGCAUGUGCAAUAACAGCUUGUGCUAAUAUUGGGGAAUUAUGCCUAGGUAGUCAAGUUCAUGGGCUUGUUAUGAAGCUUGGUUGUGUUUUUGAUGUGUAUGUUAUUGCUUCACUAAUUACUCUUUAUGCAAAUUGCAAAGAGAUGAAUUAUUCUUUUAAGGUUUUUGAUGAGAAGUUGCACAUGAAUGUGGUUACAUGGACAUCUCUUUUGACGGGUUAUAGCGUUAACGGUAAGCAUGGAGAUGCAUUGAAAGUUUUUGGUGAUAUGAUUAGAGUGGGAGUUAUUCCUAACCAAUCUUCCUUCACCAGUGCCUUGAACUCAUGCUGUGAAAUGAAGGCUGUUGCGUGGGGCAAGGAGAUUCAUGGUGCAGCCAUCAAGCUAGGGUUUGAGAGAGACGUCUAUGUGGGAAAUACUCUUGUUCUUUUGUAUACUGCUUGUGGAAAUAUCAGCAAUGGAUUGAGCAAAUUCAAUGAAAUUGCUGAGAAGAAUAUUGUGUCCUGGAACACAAUUAUUGUUGGAUGUGCGCAACACGGAUAUGGCAAGUGGGCACUGACACUCUUCAGCCAAAUGGUAAAAGCAAGAGUUGAUCCAGAUGAUAUCACAUUCACUGGGUUGCUCAAUGCUUGUAGCCACUCUGGUAUGUUACGAGAAGGAAUAUGCUUCUUUGAAUAUCUAUGUCAAUGUACAGCUAUGGAGAAAAAGCUUGAGCACUUUGCAUGCAUGGUGGAUGUCCUUUGCCGAAAUGGGAAGCUUGAUGAAGCAGAGGAGUUGGUGAAAACCAUGCCUAUAGAAGCAAAUUUGUCGAUAUGGCUCGCUUUGCUUAAUGGCUGCAGAAUGCAUUCAAAUUUGGAAGUGGCAGAACGUGCUUGCAGCAACAUUUUAGACAUAGAUCCACGUUGCAGUGCAGCGUAUGUAUUGUUGUCUAACACGUAUGCAUCUGCUGGUAGAUGGGCUGAUGUUUCAAGAAUUAGAAAAAAUAUGAAAAAUAGUGACAGUAUAAAACAACCAGGCUGCAGUUGGGUUACUGAAAAGUGAGCUUGGCAUUCAUUUAUAUACGGGGAUAAGUCCAUCCUUGAUGUAAGAAAAUACACGAAAGCUGGAUUGACUGGUUUUAAGGUCCAGCUUGAGGAACCUUUGUUCACAAUUCAAAGUUAUUGUUUCUUUGAUUGGCUGGAUGAAGUCUUAUAUGACGGUGAAUGAGAGAGAGGUCUAAAGCAACUGAAACUACGGCCCAUGAUUGAGAUUGGUUGAGAAUCAUCAGCAGCAACUUUCCAUUGCAUGACAGAGAGAACUGUUAAAAAAUGAGGACUAAAUACAAGGGUUGGCAUCUCCUAUGUUCUUUCAUGUUGCUACAGAAAAAAUGUUUCCAUAAUUCUGAUCUCAAGUGGGCAAUUGUAGGCAUGGCAUGAUUUCUUUUCUCACCUGCAUCAAAUUAGGGCUUCAGUUGACAGAUCAGAGAGAUCUUUUGAUUGAAAAAGCCUCCUAUACUUGAAAAGGGCGUUAGAAAUGUCACACAAUUGACAACAAAAAUGAUGAGGAUUAAACAAAUGAUAAGGAGACCAGAAAAUCUUGGAGUGAUAAGCUUGUUAAAUUCAAAUUAAAAGAUAAAUGCAAGUUGUUAAUUUGUUAUUUGAUGUUUGUAUAGACAUUAGUUACAAAAUAGUGGAGAGUUGUUACCAUUAUUUUAUUAUAAAUAGGAAUAAAUAUGUGCUAGGUGCUUAGGGCCUAUUAUCAUCAUUCAAUAAUGUUAUAA
This is a messenger RNA of Olea europaea var. sylvestris, 2545 nucleotides long. Its product is annotated as pentatricopeptide repeat-containing protein At5g46460, mitochondrial. The transcript has a single exon. Gene Ontology annotation, molecular function: protein binding; RNA binding. The record is from RefSeq and is a predicted model, not a curated record. Gene Ontology annotation, biological process: RNA modification. The coding region runs from base 64 to 1827 and encodes 587 amino acids. NCBI's taxonomy places the organism in Eukaryota, Viridiplantae, Streptophyta, Magnoliopsida, Lamiales, Oleaceae.